UGCUUUACCGAAAAGAGAACCCAAUCCAUGAGUACCGAAAGAACGGUGGAACGGAGAAAGCGAACCCUAAGUCCCAACUCAUCCAUCGUAUAGAGCCGUUUUCUGCUGGAGGCGAUAGGUGUUGCUUCUCUCCGUCUCUUGCUCAGCUGCCUCGUGCGGUGCCGGUUCGCCUUGAUCUCAACAGGACGCACCCUCCUCCAUUGAAGAAAGCCGCCGAUACGUAGAGAGAAAGUAAGAGCGUGCGAUAUAAGCCAAUCAUGACCGACUAUGCACAAGAGCAGGAGAUGGAAAUCGAAGCAUUGGAAGCUAUACUUAUGGAUGAGUUCAAAGAAAUCCAUUCCUCUGAGAGUGGUUUAAAUACUUCAUCUCGGUGUUUCCAGAUAACAAUCACUCCACAGGAUGAUGACAUAGACCAGUCAACAACUACCCCAGUUCAGCUAGGCCUAAUUUUCUCCCACACAGAAAAAUAUCCAGAUGAACCUCCACUUUUGAAUGUGACAAGCAUAAAAGGUGUACAGCCAAGUGAUCUUAAGAAGUUAAAGGAAAAGCUUGAACAAGAGGCAUCUGAAAAUCUAGGUAUGGCAAUGAUCUACACACUGGUUUCGUCAGCUAAAGAUUGGCUGUCUGAUUUAUAUGGUCAAGAUGAUGAGAAUGAUGAUAUUGAGGAUCUCGAGGCAAUCAAAGACGAUGUAAUUAUACCACAUGGAGAACCAGUCACUGUCGAGACUUUCAUUGCAUGGAGGGAGAGAUUUGAAGCAGAGUUGGCACUUGAGCGAGCAAAGUUGAUGCCCGAGUCUGUACUCUCCGCCCCGAAAGAGAAGAAGCUUACGGGCAGACAGUGGUUCGAAAGUGGUAAAGGGAGAGGUGCAGCACCUGUCAACGAAGGGUCCGAGGAGGAAGAUGAAGAAGAUAUCGACUUUGAUGACGACGAUUUUGAUGCAGACGACGAGGAGGACAUGCUGGAGCACUAUCUGGCCGAGAAAUCCGACUCAUCAUCUCAUCAUUCUUCGUCAAGGAGAGCCAACUAGAUGAACUUAUUAAUGAUGUGUUGUAAUCUAGGCUGUGUUUUUAUCAAAACUUAAUGCGAGACUUUAGCUUUGCUGCUGAUAUUGAAUGGAGGCGGCGGAUGUGGAUUGGUAAAACCUCUUUCUGCUUUGCAGAUUCGAUGAAUGCUAAAACCGGCAAAGCAGACAGGAACACUUUUGAAAAAUGAAUUUGCAGGUAGACUUUUGUUUCAAUAAGGAUAAACUUUGGUUUACCUUUGCACUGAAAUUUGAAAUUUCAGCCACCAAUAGUCUAUGGAACAUGAGCUUGGACUACUUGUAAAAGCAUCCAACCUUCCUUUGAAACUGUAACUCAUGUGGUUGUUGACAUUAUUUGUGGUUAUAGAUUCCUCAUUGACAGACUUCUUGAAUACAAAUUUUGGACACAUUGAAUAAGUAUAGGGAAACUGAUUAAAG
This is a messenger RNA of Linum tenue, 1460 nucleotides long. NCBI's taxonomy places the organism in Eukaryota, Viridiplantae, Streptophyta, Magnoliopsida, Malpighiales, Linaceae. The record is from the annotation of a GenBank genome assembly.